AUGUUAUCUUCGUGCGAAAAACUUAUUACUCGUCCCGUCGAUAGACGCCCCUUAAAAGUCGCGUCUGGCUCCAUUCACGGUUGGCUAAGAUCGCUGAAGGGUUCAUCACUAUCAGAGACUGGUGGGUUAGAAUGUCCAUUAUUCACGUCUCCUGAUCCUCGUUCCAAAUAUUGGAGAUGGUCCUUGAGCAAUUCUCGUAAUGCGUCAUUCUUCCGGCUCACCAUGAACAGAUCAUCAGGGAUUAUAGUCUUUCUUUUAGCGUGUUUGGCAAACAAUUCCAGAUCCUCGCCAACAUCCGCCAAUUGUCGGUACACAAGCUCAACCAAAGCAGCGGUGAAUCGUGGCGUGGCUGUUAUAUCAGUUCCAGAAUCUUUAGAUAAUUUGUCUGUUUCUUGUUCAACCAUCUUGGAUACACUGUACCAAAUGUUGGCUUUCAAGUGCUGUGUCGAACCAGCUUUUAAUGGGCUGGACUUGUCUGGUUUCACAACCUUAACUGAUAUCGGUCUCGGCGAGUUAUGGUCAACGGUCACAUUUGUUGCGGGAACAGUCACUGUGGAUGAGCUGUUUUUCCGCAAUGUGGCCGGGCCCAUGGCCUCCCAAUCUUCCUCGUCUGUGAAAUUAUCCAGAUCAUUGCGCUCCGGAUCCUGCAGAUUCUCCGUCGAAGAGACAGUAUUGAUCGUCACAUUGCUUACUUGGUCGUGCAUCAUGAUGGGCCCACUUGAGGGCGAAAUAUUAGUCCGCAAAAAUGAUUGUCGAGUGACACUUGAGGAGUUGGAAAACGAGACUCUUGGUCUUCUUUUUGGAAGCAAUCCGUCUGGCAUCGAUGCCGAAUCAAGGUUGCUAUUCUCAUCAAAUACGGCCUCGAUUGACUGGCUAUUGAAUGACGAGCGCGGCUUUCUUGGCUUUGCGAUUCCUGCAAAGGAAGGCCGGCGGUUUGUUGACGAAAAUGAACCGUUUCGCAACGCAUGCUUUGUUUUCUGA
Ogataea philodendri is the source of this 981-nucleotide messenger RNA. RefSeq lists its product as uncharacterized. The record is from RefSeq and is a predicted model, not a curated record. The transcript has 3 exons. Lineage: Eukaryota; Fungi; Ascomycota; Pichiomycetes; Pichiales; Pichiaceae. Bases 1 to 981 code for a protein of 326 amino acids.